GUCAUUUUUUGUUGAUGUUUUGAGGAAAUUGUUCCAGAAAUUGCGAAAUUUAUAAUCUUAAAUCUUAUAGUGCUGUAUCUUAAGAAUAAAAGAUGUCCCUAAACACAGCUCAUGCCCAAAAUAAUGGGGUUGUAAUAUAUGCAGGGGAAAGGAUUCUAAUUUUCUACAAUGCUAUUGAGAUGACAUUUGAAGGUCCAAACAUACCUCAUUUUAAAGGCAAGAAGAAAGGUAGAAUCUAUCUUACCACUCACAGAAUGAUAUUUACCAGUACAGAAGGGAAAGAUGCUUUACAAUCAUUUAGUUUUCCAUUCCUGAAUUUACGUGAAGUGGAGUUAGAACAACCAAUAUUUGGAGCUAAUUACAUCAAAGGAAGAAUUAUUGCAGAGCAAGGAGGCAACUGGAAUGGUGAAGCUAAUUUUAAGAUGCAUUUUAAUCAUGGUGGAGCUAUUGAAUUUGGUCAGUGUAUGUUGACAGCUGCUAAACUAGCAUCUAGAAAUCGACCAGCUCAGCCACCACCUUAUUCACCUCCCACAGGACCAAUAUACCAGGCACCACCACCAGCUUAUGAGGCACCACAUACACAAUAUUAUGAUUGGGUUCCUUACCAAACAUUCCCUACAGCUCCACCAGCUGAGUAUGUUUAUACUUAUGAUGCACCGCCACCUUAUCCUGGUGUAGAUCCUAAUGCAGCUGUUUAUCCUCCGCCAUAUGCUGCUGGCAAUGCCACAGGUAAUAAUGCUAAAGAGAGGGAGGCUGCAGCGAGCGCUUAUUAUAAUCCUUCAAAUCCCCAUAAUGCUUAUUUACCACAACAACAGAAUGGUUUUAGUCAGCCACCUCCAAGUUAUGAUGAUGCUACUAAAAAACAAAAUUAAUCAAUGUUAUCAUAUCUGAUUCAGAUAUUGAUUAUUGCAAUAUUUUAUCAAAAUUUCAUUUCUGGAUAUAGUUAAUUGCUAAGAGGUGAUAUAUUUAUGAGGGAAAUUUUAUAUGUUGUAUUAUCAUAAUUCAUAUUCAACUCUUAAUUAACUGUCUGAAGUCAAAAAUGUGAUCCUUCUCUGUUUCAUAUCUUUUCUUUCUAUUUGACAUGAUCCUUGUAAAGUUAUAUCAUGAAGAAAUAUACAAGCUCUAAACAACUAAACAACUUGAUAAGAUACUGUAUUUUUUAAUUGUUAAAAAAUACAGUGACACAGUAUUUGAAGAUGUUGAUGACCUGUUUGUUGAUAUUAGUUAUUAUGUAAUUGUACAUAGAUUGAUAAUUAUUAUGCAUCAGUGAAAAAAUUGUUUAUUAUGUGAUAAGAAGUCAGUUUUUAUUUUAUUUGUGUAAGCAAUGUAGGAUUUGGAAUUCUUUUGUUAAUUUUUUAUUCUUUGAAUGAGGUGAAAUAAAUAUUAACUAAAAUAUUAGCUUAUUUUUUGUCUGUGAUAUGAAAUAUGCUGUAGAAUUUUGGCUUUGACAAUGAUUAGAUACUUUUAUUUUUUAAAUUUGUAAUGCGUUAACAUUUGCUUAAUAAAUAUACUGCACCCA
Messenger RNA from Lottia gigantea (owl limpet), 1519 nucleotides. RefSeq lists its product as hypothetical. Gene Ontology annotation, biological process: positive regulation of DNA-templated transcription. Gene Ontology annotation, molecular function: chromatin DNA binding; transcription coactivator activity. The record is from RefSeq and is a predicted model, not a curated record. The transcript is spliced from 7 exons. Bases 93 to 872 code for a protein of 259 amino acids. NCBI's taxonomy places the organism in Eukaryota, Metazoa, Mollusca, Gastropoda, Lottiidae. Gene Ontology annotation, cellular component: nucleus.